AUGGCUUCCUUCCACACCAUCCAUGGCAGUGGCACCACCCAUCAAGCCGAACCCAUUACGCCAUCUGAGCUCCGAUCUGAAUUCUCGCAUCACGACCCGACCGUUGCCCGAGUUAACAAUGGAAGCUUCGGCAGCUGUCCCUCCUCCAUCAUCUCCGCCCAGCAACGCCACCAGCUUCUCUUCCUCCGGCAACCUGACUACUACUACUUCAACACCCUCAAGCCCUCUAUCCUCGAGUCCCGCCGCAUAAUCCGGUCACUCAUCAAUGCUGAUCAUGUCGACGAAGUCUCCAUCGUUGAUAACGUCACCACCGCUGCCGCCAUCGUCCUCCAGCACUACACUUGGUCCUUCUUCUCCUCUGCUUUCAAGCCUGGAGACGCCGCCAUAAUUCUCAACCACUCUUACAGUGCCGUUAAGAAGGCUGUGCGAGCUUACAUUUCGCGCGCCGGUGGCCACGUGAUCGAGGUGCCCAUCCCUUUCCCAGUUAAAUCUGAUGACGAGAUAAUUUUAGAAUUCCAAAAUUCCCUUCAAAUGGCAAAGGCUAAUGGUCGAAAGAUUAGAUUAGCCGUGAUUGAUCACAUUACUUCCAUGCCUAGCGUUAUAAUACCGGUGAAAGAGUUGGUGAAAAUGUGUAGAGAUGAGGGUGUGGAUAGAAUUUUUGUGGAUGGCGCCCAAGCAAUAGGGAAUGUGGAAAUAAAUGUGAAGGAGAUAGGUGCAGAUUUUUACACGAGUAAUUUGCACAAGUGGUUGUUUUGCCCGCCAGCUUCGGCCUUUCUGUAUUGUAAAAUGUCGGAUGAGUUGUCGGACUUGCACCACCUGGUAAUCUCGCAUGAGUAUGGUAAUGGAUUGGCAAUGGAGAGCGGGUGGGUCGGGACAAGGGACUAUAGUGCACAGCUAGUGUUGCCAGAGGUGAUGGAGUUUGUGAGUAGGUUUGACGGUGGAAUUGAAGGGAUAAUGAGGAGGAAUCAUAAGAAGGUAGUGGAGAUGGCCGAGUUGUUGUCCGAAGCAUGGGGGACGGAACUGGGGGCUGUCCCAGAGAUGUGCUCGAGUAUGGUAAUGGUGGGAAUGCCAGCUUGUUUGGGGAUUAAGAGUGAUGAGGAUGCGUUGAAGUUGAGGACACAUUUGAGGGAAUGUUUUGGGAUUGAGGUACACAUGUACUACAGGGCACCCAUGGAGGGAGAGGUCGAUCAAAUAACUGCGUAUGCCAGGAUCUCUCAUCAGGUUUACAAUAGGGUUGAGGAUUACCACAGGUUCCGGGAUGCUGUCAACAAGCUAGUGAAGGAUGGGCUUACUUGCUCGCUUCUUCCGAACUGA
This is a messenger RNA of Fraxinus pennsylvanica, 1314 nucleotides long. NCBI's taxonomy places the organism in Eukaryota, Viridiplantae, Streptophyta, Magnoliopsida, Lamiales, Oleaceae. The record is from the annotation of a GenBank genome assembly.